Molecule: messenger RNA, 1752 nt
Organism: Sinocyclocheilus grahami
Lineage: Eukaryota; Metazoa; Chordata; Actinopteri; Cypriniformes; Cyprinidae
Gene: abi1b
Product: abl-interactor 1b
Exons: 7
Coding region: 81-1004 (307 amino acids)
Biological process (GO): cell-substrate adhesion; neuron migration
Cellular component (GO): cell-substrate junction; SCAR complex; lamellipodium
Molecular function (GO): signaling adaptor activity; SH3 domain binding
Source: RefSeq, a predicted model, not a curated record
GGAAUAACCAGCCAGCUCGGGGAGGUGGAGGAACAUUAUCCAGGACUAACCCACCCACACAGAAGCCCCCAAGCCCACCCAUGGCAGGGAGAGGUACCCUGGGACGAAGCACACCGUAUAAGACGCUGGAGCCAGUCAAACCUCCUGUGGUGCCUAAUGACUACAUGACCAGUCCGGCUCGCCUGGGCAGCCAGAACAGCCCAGGACGCACUGCCUUGCUCAAUCAGAGACCCCGAACGCACAGUGGCAGUAGUGGGGGCAGCGGCGGGCGCGAGAACAGCAGUAAUAGUAUGGGAAUCCCUCUGGCUGUGCCAACACCCUCACCUCCCAGUAUUGCACCAGUAGUUCCUCAAGGUCCAGGUUUGGGCCCAAUCCCAAUGUCUCAGUUUGGAACAAUCUCCCGGCAGGUCUCCAGACACAAUUCCUCUACCACUUCUUCCUCUGCCUCUAUGGUGUCAGCCACCGGCACCUACCGGCGCGCCCCUGCCGGCUCCUCCCAGUUCUCUGUGCCUCAACCCCACCUGAACGGGGGUCCCACAUACCCCCAGAACACAAUGUCUGUCGCUCCACCACCUCCUCCCUUGGCGCAGCUGACGCCCCAGAUUCCUCUCACUGGCUUUGUGGCCAGAGUUCAGGAGAACAUAACAGACAGCCCGUCUCCACCCCCUCCUCCGCUACCUGAGGACACGCCCUUGUUUGAGGAAGCAGCUCCACCUCCUCCACCUCCACCUGUGGAUUAUGAUGAAGAAGACGCAGCUCUGGUGCAAUACAAUGACCCCUAUGCUGAUGGAGACCCUCACUGGGCCCCAAAAUCCUACUUAGAGAAGGUGGUGGCCAUCUAUGACUACGCAAAGGACAAAGAUGAUGAGCUGUCCUUCAUGGAGGGCGCCAUCAUCUACAUCAUCAAGAAAAAUGAUGACGGCUGGUUCGAGGGCGUGAGUAAUGGUGUGACCGGACUGUUUCCUGGCAACUACGUCGAGUCCAUCAUGCACUACGCUGACUAAUGCUAAAUCCCAGAGACGGCGUGCAAUGCAGCCAAUCAGUUACAAACAUUGCAAAGUGCAUUAGGAUAUGACUGAAUGUUUGUUUUCGUCCAAUCGCCAAUGUAUCCAAGCAUCUGCAGUGCUCAAGGUUUGAGGAGACAGAAGAAUAUGAAAAGAAACAAGUCUCGCUGCUUUCUGCUUAGGUUGCCUCAUAUAUUUUGUACAUAUAUUACAGUGAGACGUUGCCUGUAGGCUGUUGCUAGUGUUUGUUUUUGUGCGUGUUUUGUCAUCGUAUAGAGACCCGUAUUUGCCAAGUGUCCGCUAGGGCUAGUUAGUUUUGAUUUUUCCAAAACGUUUUUUUUUUAAUCUAAACUGUCAAGCUCUUCCUUUACCGUGAGGAAGAAAUGUUUGAAUGUCAUUUCUGGAAUAUUAUAAUGCCUGGUAAAUAAUUAGGCGACAAUAUAAAAAUGACAAUUACGUCUUUACCUACGUUUCGCCUUCAGGUUUUGCUAAUGUUUUGGCUAAUCAUUUUACCUCAUGACUGUAAGGUGAGGGAAAAGACCGAUGCAGUAAUGUGCAGAGAUUCUCCUGCAUAUCAGACUAAACUUCAUAAACCUGUCAAAAACAUGACCACACUAUAUAUAUAUAUAUAUAUAUAUCACCCCAAAAUAGACUAAAGAAAUUAUAAUUACAAAUGAUAUUUUACUCCUAGACAAUGAUGCCUAUUUUUUUGCAUUAUGGCAUUAUUUUCGUGGCAAUUAAGCACAUU